Molecule: messenger RNA, 486 nt
Organism: Cordyceps militaris CM01
Lineage: Eukaryota; Fungi; Ascomycota; Sordariomycetes; Hypocreales; Cordycipitaceae
Product: ubiquitin conjugating enzyme (UbcB), putative
Exons: 2
Coding region: 1-486 (161 amino acids)
Biological process (GO): protein polyubiquitination
Cellular component (GO): nucleus
Molecular function (GO): ubiquitin conjugating enzyme activity
Source: RefSeq, a predicted model, not a curated record
AUGUCUUCCACGCGCCGCAUCACCAAGGAAUACGGCGAGCUCACCCAGACCCCGCCCGACGGCUACCAGAUCGCGCUCGGCCCAAACGACGCGCUGCACACCUGGCACGUCACGCUCACCGCGCCGGCCGACAGCGUCUACCACCCGGGCCGCUACGGCAUCGUGCUGUCUCUGCCGGCCGAGUAUCCGUUCAAGGCGCCCGUCGCCAAGUUUGUCACGCGCAUCUACCACCCCAACGUCACCAACGACUCGCUCGGCAGUAUCUGUUUGGGGCUGCUCAAGACGGAGAAUUGGAAGCCGAGCACCAAGAUUGUGGCUGUCCUUGAUGCACUCCGCAACUUGCUGGUUGAGCCCCUGCCGGAUGACCCGCUGGAGGACCGCAUCGCGGAGCAGUACAGGAAUGACCGCGCGGGUUUCGACAAAUCUGUCAAGGGCUUUGUGGAAAAGUACGCCAUGGGGGAGCCUACGUUUCCCGCGGGGCCGUAG